Messenger RNA from Solanum dulcamara, 1002 nucleotides. RefSeq lists its product as uncharacterized. The transcript has a single exon. Lineage: Eukaryota; Viridiplantae; Streptophyta; Magnoliopsida; Solanales; Solanaceae. Bases 1 to 924 code for a protein of 307 amino acids. The record is from RefSeq and is a predicted model, not a curated record.
AUGAGGGAUUUUGCUUCUUGUUUUAGUGAAUAUGCAUUACAAGUAGUAUCUGAAACUACUUCUUGUUCUAAUUAUUCAAACACUUCUUGUUUCCCUCAAAAUUCUUCAAAUAUCCCUUCAACACAAAACAAUGUUACAUGUUUGUACAAAGUAAUUUUGUCCAAUAAAAAGCAGUUCUUGAUAACAGUAUCAUGGUCCAAAACAAAUGUGUCACAAAGUUUGUACAUACAAUUUGGUGAUAACCCUUCAAAUUCUUUCAAAAUUAGCGCGAUUUUCAAGAAGAAAAAGGGGAAGAAAGCAAUUGAAUUUGAUGAUCAUACAAAAGUUGAAGUUUUUUGGGAUUUAUGUGAUGCUAGGUACAACAACAUGUCUGGUCCUGAACCAAUUGAUAAGUACUAUGUUGUUGUUACAUUUGAUUCUGAACUUGGCUUAAUUCUUGGUGACAUGGAAGAAAAAAAAAAGUUCAAGAAUUACAAUCAAAUGGCUAAAUUUAGUCUAAUUUCAAGACAAGAACAUUUUUCAGGCAACACCCUUUAUUCAACAAAGGCACAAUUUUGUGACAAUGGGUCAAAACAUGAUAUUUUGAUAAGUUGUAGGGGUGAAAAUGAAGGACAAAAUCAUCAUCAACAUAAUUAUCCUGUUUUAUCAAUUUGUAUUGAUAAGAAGAUGGUGAUUAGAGUUAAGAGGUUACAAUGGAAUUUUAGGGGAAAUCAAAGUAUUUUCUUGGAUGGUUUGUUUGUGGAUCUUAUGUGGGAUGUUCAUGAUUGGUUCUUUAAUUCAACUUCAAGUUGUGCUGUUUUUAUGUUUAGGACAAGAAGUGGAUUGGAGAGUAGAUUGUGGUUAGAAGAUCAAGACAAGUUGAUGCCCAAGAAUCAAGAUAAAGUUGAGUUCUCAUUGAUGAUCUAUGCAUGUAAGAGCACAUGAUUUCUUCUGUUUCUUUCUAUCCAAUGCCCGGUGCUCGUUCUGCGUUCUUGAUAUUUAAUACUCAUUUUAUAUUUUUGA